Molecule: messenger RNA, 4152 nt
Organism: Pararge aegeria (speckled wood butterfly)
Lineage: Eukaryota; Metazoa; Arthropoda; Insecta; Lepidoptera; Nymphalidae
Gene: Tollo
Product: toll-like receptor Tollo
Exons: 1
Coding region: 1-3837 (1278 amino acids)
Biological process (GO): signal transduction
Molecular function (GO): protein binding
Source: RefSeq, a predicted model, not a curated record
AUGUGUCUGAUGUGGCUCACGAGCGCUAUAUUGGCGCUUAGCGCUGUUUUGCCCGCGUGGAGUGCUUCUUUGUCGGCAACGACAGGAGCGCGUUAUCAAGCUCCAGAUGAAUGCCGUUGGACUACUGACGACGAAGAUUCCGGAGUCGCGCUACAAUGCCGACUGAGGACGAUAAAUAGCGAAUUAGAAAAUACUAACUUCAGUGCCAUCCAACCUCAUCUCACAGUGCGACUGCGGCUUGAAUGCAGCGAUGCGCUUUUCUUUCAAAGCUCUCUUUCACCUGGAAGCUUUCGACAGCUUAUAGAGUUGCGGGAACUAACAAUUGAAUACUGCAAAAUAGGCAAUCUUUCUGAUGGGGCUUUUACUGGCCUCCGUGAACUAAGAAAUUUGACUAUAAGAACUCACAACACAGAUUGGUCUACAAUGUCACUUGAAGUUACACCCACUGCAUUCUCGAGAGAUGUACAGAACCUAGAACGAUUAGAUUUCAGCGAAAAUAAUAUGUUGACAUUUCCUGAGGGAGCACUUUGCUCAUUACGAAAUCUCGAAUAUUUAAAUGUGACUGGUAACAGAAUGAGAGAUGUCAGUCAUUUUCAAUUUUCAACUGCCCAUCGUCAUCCCACCGAAAAAUGCGGAGACAACUUAUUAGUCUUAGACUUGUCAAGGAAUGUUAUAGAUACACUGCCACCGGGUCUCCUCUCUGGGUUAAGAAGAUUACAGAAAUUAUAUUUGCAGGGAAACGGCCUCAACUCUGUAGCCGAUAGAGCCCUAGAAGGGCUUAUAUCGUUAACAACUAUUCGGUUUUCUGAUAACCAGCUAACUAGCUUGCCACCAGAACUAUUUAGUGAUACGAAGGAGUUGAAAGAAAUAUACUUAAAUAACAAUACAAUUACAGUACUAGCUCCUGGUCUAUUUAGCGAUCUCUUUCAAUUACUAGUUUUAGAUUUAUCAUAUAACGAACUAACCUCAGAUUGGAUUAAUACUUCUACAUUUUCUGGAUUAAAACGUCUCGUAUUUUUAGACUUUUCACAUAACAGGGUUUCAAAAAUGGAAAUAGCCCUCUUUAGAGAUUUACAUAACCUACAGAUACUGAAAAUGCAAGAUAAUUUCAUUGAGCAUAUAUCUGAAAAUGUUUUUACAUCGCUUGGAAAUUUACAUACGCUAAUAUUAUCAAAUAAUAGACUAACAAACAUUGAAAGCUUUUCAUUCAUUGGUCUGCCAGUUUUAUCAGUCUUAUCCAUUGACAGCAACCGCAUUUCGAAAAUACAUCCGAAUGCCUUGCGCAACUGUACUUCUUUACAAGAUUUACAUAUAAAUGGAAAUCGCUUAGAUGAAGUUCCUAUAGCCUUAAAAGAAAUACCUCAAUUAAAAACCCUAGACCUCGGAGAAAAUCUGAUAGUAAGCAUUGAAAACGCUUCGUUCAUGACAAUGCAACAGAUGUACGGACUGAGACUAACUGAGAACAAUAUUGGAAAUAUCAGCAAGGGCGUCUUCGACAAAAUGACAUCACUGAAAAUUUUAAACCUCUCGAGAAAUAAAAUUCACAAAAUUGAAGCUGGCGCUUUUGAUGGAAAUAUUAACUUACAAGCAAUAAGAUUGGAUGGAAAUUACUUGACCGACAUAGGCGGACUUUUUGCCAAGUUACCUAAUUUGGUAUGGUUGAACAUUUCCGAUAAUCGCCUAGAAUGGUUCGAUUACGCUAUGAUUCCAACUGGAUUGCAGUGGUUGGACAUUCACGCUAACAGAAUUGCUGAACUUGGGAAUUACUUUGAAAUUGAAUCGCAGCUAUCGCUUAGUACUUUCGACGCCAGUUCUAAUAGGUUAACGGAGAUUACUGGGAGUGCAAUACCUAACUCUGUAGAGAUGUUGUAUUUAAAUGACAAUUUAAUAUCCAAAGUACAGUCCUACACGUUCUUCAAAAAACCUAAUUUAACUCGAGUGGAUUUGUACGGCAACAAAAUAACAAGUUUGGACCCUAACUCAUUGAGAAUAUCUGCUGUUCCACAAGAUAAGUCAGUACCGGAGUUUUUUAUUGGAGGAAACCCAUUAGAGUGCGACUGUACGAUGGAGUGGUUACAAAAAAUAAAUACUGGGAAUAGAGCCCGAACUCAACCUAAGCUAAUGGACUUGGACAGCAUUUACUGUAAAUUACUCUACAACCGUGGCAAUGCAUAUGUACCUUUAGUAGAGGCUGCGCCACACCAAUUUUUAUGUAAAUAUGAUUUCCACUGCUUUGCUCUUUGUCACUGUUGUGAUUUUGAUGCAUGCGACUGUGAAAUGACGUGCCCAAAUAAUUGUACUUGUUACCAUGAUCAGUCGUGGUCUGCAAACGUUGUGGAAUGUUCUAAUGCUGGAUAUAAUAAUUUACUACCUGAGAGAAUACCUAUGGAGGCCACGCAACUGUACUUGGAUGGAAAUGAAAUAAAAGUUUUACCCAGUCACGCAUUCAUUGGCAGAAAAAGAUUAAAGAUAUUAUACCUAAAUUCAUCACAUAUAGAGACUAUUCACAAUAGAACAUUUAAUGGAUUAAAAGAACUGGAAGUCCUCCAUUUGGAUUAUAAUAGUUUGACAGUGGUUGAAGGACAAGAAUUCGACGGGCUUGAUAAUCUACGUGAAUUAUACAUAAACAAUAAUAAAAUCAAAACUAUUGGAAAAGAAAUGUUUAGUCAUAUGUCACGAUUAAAAAUACUACAUCUUCACCAUAACAGAUUAGUAACUUUAACGGUAUGGCAAAUAAAUCCUGCCAUUACUUCAAUCACUCUAUCGGAUAACCCUUGGUCAUGUGACUGUGAAUAUACAGAGCUGUUUAGAGAAUGGACGAAGCGUGUAAGUUCGAUAACCGAUGUAUCAAGCAUAAGAUGUGUGUAUUCAAAAACGAAUAGCACAGAUAUUGCUAUGUUCAAUGCAAGUAUAUUUGAAGACACAAACGCUGGUUUCAAAAUCAUUGACGAAAAUGGUACAAUAUGUACUGGCCUACCAAGCAUAAAUAACAGCAUAAAUGGCAACUUGACUGCAACGAAAACAAUUAUAACUAAUGAAGAAGUACAAGAUUACAUUCCGCUUCUUUGUGUAGCCCUAGGAGCCGUCCUAUUAGUAUUAAUUGUAAUUACGAUUGUUUUUAAAUACAGACAACAAAUGAGAGUGUGGUUCCAUUCCAAGUUCGGUGUGCGCCUGUUCUAUAAGGCAAGUGACAUGGACCGUGAUGAUCGUGAAAAGCUAUAUGAUGCUUUUGUGAGUUAUAGUUCCAAAGAUGAAGCAUGGGUGACUGAGAAACUCGCACCAGUCUUAGAACGCGGAGAUCCUCCUUACAAACUGUACUUACACUAUCGUGACUUUCCAGUUGGUGGUUAUGUGGCCGACAAUAUAAUACAAGCAGUUGAAUCCUCGCGUCGUACUAUAAUGGUGCUUAGUGAGAACUUUAUAAAAUCCGAAUGGUGUCGUUUUGAGUUUAAAUCCGCGCAUCAUCAAGUGUUAAGAGACAGACGAAAAAGACUUAUAGUGGUGAUAUUAGGUGAAGUGCCACAAAAAGAUCUCGAUCCAGAUAUAAGACUGUACUUAAAAACUAAUACACAUUUCAAUUGGGGUGAUAAACUGUUUUGGGAGAAGUUAAGAUUCGCGCUACCCGAUGUUCCCGACAAGCAGAGGUGUCAUGGCAUGCCAAGCCCAGGCGCGGGUGCCGUGCCAAUGCAUCGACAUCACCACCCCAGAAACCACUUGGGUGCGUUACCACCACCACCGGUGCAUGGAGCACAUCCCGUGUUGCCACCACACCCAUCCCAUACCCAACAUCAAAUUCCAACGCGAGGCUCGCCUCGCAAUCUCUCCGUCCAUGUGUAGUGCAAGUUUACGUAGCCAGACUGAAGUGUCUAGGGCUAACGUGCAGUGACUAAAGUUUAGUGACUAAAGUGUUAAUGUGAUGGCUAGUCGGUUAUCGUAUGUAUUGUAAAUAUACCUUCUAUAAUAGUCAUAGAUUAGGAUUGUAAAUAGCUUGAUUACCGAUUACAAAAAGCAUUUGUCGUUUUAAGUUAACGUCAAUCAGAAACAUGGUCAAUGUAUGAUUAAUGUUUGGCAUAUUGUCUGUAUAAAACAUGUAUUAGGCCUAAUAAGGCUGUGCUUGCUGGACAAAACUAGCCGACUAAUACGAUACUUAAA